UGGGGUUGCACAGUCAGAGAGGAUUUAGUUCCCCGAAGUGUGGUGUGGUUGGGGCUUUAUAUCCGGGACAAGGCAGAGAGUCACCACACUGUAAGCAAAUCCUGGGGCCUCAGCAAACCCAGCUCCGGGCAGCUGGCCCCACGCCCGGCUUGGAGUUCGAGACUCUGGCCACGCUGUGCUCCGGCCCCGCAGGCUGUUGACCCGGUGGCCUUUAUCUCUGUCCCCCUUUGUUCCUUUUAUCUCAGGCUCCGCAGGAGGCCUGGAGGGGCCACGUUGCCUAUCGCCUCCCGGCUGUGCUAGCUCUUCAAUGCCCUGAAGGUCUGGAGCUGCAGAGGACCCGGGGCACCGAGUGUCUUGCUAACUGGGCCAGGCAGUGACGCGAGACCGUCGGCCCUCCCACCCCAAGGGCACUGACAUCAGGGCACCCACGCGGGUCCCUGCAUCCGCCGGCUCCGGUGCUGUGCGCUCCACGAUGACUCCCGGCCGGGCAGUGGCCGGGCUGCUGCUGCUGGCGGCCACCGGCCUGGGACACCCCGGGGAGGGACCGGAGCUCGCCUUCAGUGAGGACGUGUUAAGAGUGUUCGGCGCCAACCAGAGUCUGUCGGCGGAGCAGCUGGGGCGCCUGCUGGAGCGGCUAGGGGCUGCACCCCACCAGGGAGCGCUGGAGCUGGGGCAGCUGCACUUCAACCAGUGUUUGUCAGCAGAAGACAUCUUUUCUCUUCAUGGCUUCUCAAAUGCUACCCAGAUAACCAGCUCGAACUUCUCUGCCAUCUGCCCUGCGAUCUUACAGCAGCUGAACUUUCAUCCCUGCGAGGAUCAGCCGAAGCACAGUGCAAAGCCGAGUCUUUCCGAAGUCUGGAGCUAUGGAAUCCUGUCGGUGACAAUUAUUAAUUUGGCAUCUCUCCUGGGAUUGAUUUUGACCCCAUUGAUAAAGAAGUCAUACUUCCCCAAGAUUUUGACUUAUUUUGUGGGGUUGGCUAUUGGGACCCUUUUCUCAAAUGCCAUUUUCCAGCUUAUUCCAGAGGCAUUUGGAUUUAAUCCCAAAGUUGACAAUUAUGUUGAGAAGGCAGUUGCUGUGUUUGGUGGAUUUUAUAUGCUUUUCUUUGUUGAAAGGACACUUAAGAUGCUACUGAAAACAUAUGGACAGAAUGACCAUACCCACUUCGGGAAUAAUGACUUUGGUUCUAAAGAAAAAAACCAUCAACCCAAAACACUACCAUUACCUGCAAUCAAUGGUGUGACAUGCUAUGCCAACCCUGCAGUCACAGAGCCUAAUGGACACAUCCACUUUGACACUGUCAGUGUAGUGUCCCUCCAGGAUGGAAAAACGGAGUCAAGUUCAUGUACCUGUUUGAAGGGGCCCAAACUGUCAGAGAUAGGAACAAUUGCUUGGAUGAUCACACUCUGUGAUGCCCUCCACAAUUUCAUUGAUGGCUUGGCAAUCGGGGCAUCCUGUACUUUGUCUCUUCUUCAGGGACUUAGUACUUCCAUAGCGAUCCUGUGUGAGGAGUUUCCUCAUGAGUUAGGGGACUUUGUGAUCUUGCUCAAUGCAGGGAUGAGCACUCGGCAAGCCUUGCUAUUCAACUUCCUUUCUGCAUGUUCCUGCUAUGUUGGGCUAGCUUUUGGCAUUUUGGUGGGCAACAAUUUUGCUCCAAAUAUUAUAUUUGCUCUCGCUGGAGGCAUGUUUCUCUACAUUUCUCUGGCAGAUAUGUUUCCAGAGAUGAACGACAUGCUGCGAGAAAAAGUAACUGGAAGAAAAACGGAUUUCACCUUCUUCAUGAUCCAGAACGCUGGGAUGUUAACUGGAUUCACCGCCAUCCUGCUCAUCACCUUGUAUGCAGGAGAGAUUGAACUGCAGUAGUGGGAAGUGGGAAAUGGUGUUAAUGAAGGAAGACAUUUCAUAAGCAAUAAAACAAAACAUCUCCAAAGAGUAGCCUCUUUAGUUAAAAGAGAUUUUUAUUUUCAACUAGAAGCUAAGGAAUCUAGCGACUGUGUUCAGACAUGGAAGAUUGAUGAAAUUUUGUUGUUAAAAAACUCUUUAAAAGGCUUUUGGUUUCAGUCUCACAUGGCUGGUAUAUGUGGGCCUUUGGUAAAUAUCUGUUUUUUGGUGUUUUAUGCAUAUUAGAAAAUUAUCAUGAGGCAAAACACAUGCAUUCACAAGCAGACACACAGACCCAGACAAAAACACAAUCUUGGUCAUGUAAGACUUUAAAUUUGGUAGGAUUAAAAGAAAAUGCAGGUGCUUUCAAAGUGGUCUUCCUUCAAUUAAUGUGUUCGGCUGCUUAUAAGGGCAGGUGCAUCAAAUGUAGAGGAAAAUCAAAAGAGCUCCAGUGCAUCCAUGAAUGAUUCCAGAGCCUUAAUGAUCCCCAGAAAGAAGAUUGCUCACAGUGUUGUUCAGUUUUAUGUCUCAGUUAGUGACUUAUAGGCUUGUUUUGAAAGCUAUUCCGAAGUAACACGAAUUAGGAAACUUGGAAAGGCUUCUAGCCCUGUGAAGCUUGAGCUUAGGGGUGUGUCAUUGAGUGUAAACUCAACCAGCUUCUGCAGAAGGUCAGAACGGCUUCACAGUGACUUAGGUUGUGGUUUCCACCCUCGGAAAUGGCGGGGGACUGUGCAAGACUGUUCAGAACUCAGUCUCACCCUGUUCUGGGAUUGCUUUGUGAUGGUGAAGAAUAUGUUGGGUGGGAGAGAGAAAUUGAAUGUAAUAUUGAGCAAUUUACUUUUUAGAGAUGAGCAUAAUUAUUUAGCAGGGAAAAUUUCAAUAAAUGCAAAACAGCAGCUGGGCUGUGCUGUGUCAGAGACUGGCGAUGGAAGCAUGUGUUCAUUAGGGGUGAUUGACAGUCAGUUGGAAACAUCUUCUUUUAUGUUCAGCAUGUAUUUUUCCAUAUGGUAUACCUUUGGAAAAAACUCAGCAUACUGUGAUUAUUUUUCUACCUUUUGUAGGAGACAGAGCUUGUUGAGUUUUUGAGCAGGUAGUAGACCAUUAGUCCAAAUUGAACAUCCUAGUCUCAAUUCACACUCCCAAGUAACUUUAAAAAAAAUCAUGAUUUGACAGUGAUGAAAAUCACUCAUAGAAACGAACAGUUAUCUCAGGAAUGAUGUUUUCCUACAAUAACAAUGUAAACUUGAUAGCCAUUUCACGUAUAUGUUUAUGUAUAUAUCACUCUAUGUCUGACAGUUGAAAAAUAGCAUGUGACCAAACAGUAAACAACUUUGAAGCCAUGUACUGUGUCAGUUAUUUUUCUUUUAAUAUGUCUCUGUUUUGAAUGACUAUCAUGUACCUGGUAUUAUGGGGGAGAGAUACAAAUAGGAAAUGGAUAUUGUAUUGUUUAUUUCAAA
Molecule: messenger RNA, 3336 nt
Organism: Onychomys torridus (southern grasshopper mouse)
Lineage: Eukaryota; Metazoa; Chordata; Mammalia; Rodentia; Cricetidae
Gene: Slc39a8
Product: solute carrier family 39 member 8
Exons: 8
Coding region: 473-1861 (462 amino acids)
Biological process (GO): intracellular zinc ion homeostasis; zinc ion import across plasma membrane
Cellular component (GO): membrane
Molecular function (GO): zinc ion transmembrane transporter activity
Source: RefSeq, a predicted model, not a curated record